GACGCGCUAUUUAUAGGCAUGUUCAUUAUACAUGUAUUACAUUCGCAUGCUUGUGGAGGUGCUGUAUCGGAGUAUUGCUAAGUACACAAUUCAUUCUGGCGAUUCAUACCCAAGAUGUCGGAGAAUUAUAACAAUCCAGAGGCAGUGCGUUGUGCUUCUAGUUCUACAUAUCUUUAUCUUAAUGGAUUAUGGUUGGCAGGCAAUGCAGUAGCCUCGAUUGUCCUGAUCAUCUUUCUGACUUGUUUCCAGUAUGGGGAUAGGUGUGGGGAUGUCAGGAGAAGACAGCGCAAACGUCUUGUCUACCCUGUAAACUUUCUGAGGAAUUAUGAUCAUCGUCUGGCCUAUUUGCUCUCCUUCAUCGCCAUGAGUGGUGUCGUUUUCAAUUUGUUUAUCAAUGGAAUCCCCAAACCGGGUGGAAAAAUAGACCACAACGGCGAAGCCUUUGUGUCUAUAAUAGUGAAAUAUAUUUCAGUUUGCUUUGUCGGUCUCAUUUUCUACCCGUUCCCGCUUUGCGUCUCCUUUGACAAUGUUCCGAUGAAUGUGGUGGGACUUGUGUAUACCACUAACUGGUUGGCCUUUACUAUCUCCAGAUUCAUCAUAUGUCCAUUCGGGACGGAAGGGGGCGAUAUACAAGGAGCUGUAGACAUACCCGUUGUCCUCUCUCUUAUUGGGCUCGAAGUUUACUUCAUCCGGAGGAUAGUGCGCAUGUGCAGACGAUUUCUUACUGCAGAUCAGGAGGAAAAGCAAUUCGAGGAUACACACUACUGCGUUCGAGUUCGGUAUCUGUUGUUGUCCACCACCGCGUGGGCAAGUAGGAACAAGUCAGGCGGAGCAGCAACGACCCUUUUCAGAAGAUUUUACCCAAACAUACCAGGAUUCAAAUAUUCUACUCGCAUCGUUUGCACAGUAGGUCUCGCUGUUGCCUGCAUGUAUCAGACAUGUGCUUAUUACGUCGCGGUUGUGCAGCCCUGGUUGGUAGUAAUUGAUCCGGAUUGGCUACAAACUAUAGAUGCUACCUUUUAUGCAUCAUGUAUUUUGGCAUUUGUCAUCGCUGUCACGAACAGUUUCUUCACUCUGCGUAACUACAGGAACCAUACACGUAGUCUUUGGAUAGGCGAUUACUCCUUGACCUACAUACAACAGACACCCCCUAGAGUUGUGGUCUCAGCUUUGAAGUUUAGUGGAUACACCAUUGCCUUUCUCAUCACUGGAUUCAUUGUGCUACAAGUUAUGCUCUGGGCAAUAUUCUUCGUACUCAGUCUGCUCUUUCAGUCCGGCCUAUUUGUUAUGCUGAUGAGAAAUUACUGGCUACACCCUGUGAUGUUUCUUUUUCUCUACAUCGCUCUUCAAAUUGUUGCUCGUUGUGUUCUCCUCCAAGCGAACGAAGAUGGCGCACUUGUACUAAAGAACCUGCACUUGUUUCACAUCAUCACUUUCUUCUACAUCUUCCUGUCCGUCCUUCUGGGAAUAGUGGGGUGCAUCUUUCGGAUCUUGAAGGCGGCUGUGGUCGGGCUCGUACUCAUUGGCCGAGUUGACCAGUGUCUCCUCGUCCGCGGGUUCGAACGCUUCGAUCGUGGUUACAUGGCUUAUCGUGGAUAUCUCACGCUUGAGGUUAGCAUGACACAUCCCGUGCUCGUUACGUUCUGUCAGCUGCUAUGUCGGUCAAACAAUGAAAGGAAGUACAAACCCGAAGGCGAGUGUACCACUGAAAUGGAAGAUUCAGCGGCACCAUCACCAAGUAGGAAGAGGAGGAUCGCCCGCAACCGCUGGCUUGUGGCAUACACUUUGAUCCGUAACCCGCAACUCGCUUACAAAAUACCUCUCCGUGUUGACAACCAGAACAAAUCUUCUGUUGCAUCUGAAAUGAAGACGCCCCAUCUUGUUUAAAGUUGCCGGGCCGGUGAAAGUGGUUGGUUUAUGAGGGAGAGUUUGGCUCCAUAACGUCACCACAUUGUUAUUAUUGUUUUUUUAAUUUUCAUAUCAUAAGCACUUUAAAAUACGAUGGCAAAGACUUAAAGAAAAUCAACGUAAGCCAGUUUCAAUAACCGGGAUAAAUUGUUUGCAUCACCAAUUGAAAUAUGCGAACAUGACAAUGUCAUACAUUUAUACAUAAUUUGAAUAUGAUUUUUGUACUCUUAUAGGCGAGCGUACUCGCAUUGAUUUCAAAAGAAGUUUACCCAUCCAGUUCUAAUCUCCAUGAUCUUUAGGAGUUCCUGCCUUGAUAGACAAAUUUCUUUUCCUAGUUGAACUGCAUAAAUUCAUUGCGAGGCGACCUCUGUUGCGUUUGCACCUUGAAGGCUACCAGAAGAGCAUUUGUGAAAAGAUUUCACCUUUGCUCCACCUGCAAUGACCAACGGAGGUGGCGUUCUCUUCUUCUGAUUAAUUUAUAUACUUGCUAUAGGUAAUUCUAUAGGUAAUCGAUAUUGCCCUUAGUUUGAUUUCUUAAAGGUCUUCGCGAUCAUGUUUUUACUGAGUUUGCUCCGACACUGAGCUCCCAUUUCUUAACUAGUUCAUCGACGCCUACUAAAGGCCCUUUGCAUACGCAAUGUUAGUCCAGAAUCUGGCCUAUUUAAUUUUGAUCUCCACCAUACCAACGCUACCACCCCCUACUUACUUGCAACCAGCCGAAGAUGGCGUGAUCAUUAAAUUAGGAUGCCCGACGAAAAAUAGUCUCGGGCUGGGCUGGUGAGCAUGACUAUGAGUUCGUUGAUAACGCCAUCUUCGGCGGCUUGAAUCGAACAAGUGUGUAGGGAAUGUAAAGAACCAGCCAGAUUCUGGACUAUAAACGCAUUGUCGCUUCUGCGAAUGUUGCGGCCUAUGGCGCACCAUCUGAGAGUGAAAUAAAUUGCCCAAGCCUGAUUCCAGGAGAUAAAUGGUUAAUGGUUAAAGGUGUUUUUUGUAAAUAAUUUGUUCCAUUUGUUACAGUCGUUAUGUAUAUUGUAGAUCUGUUUAUGGAGAAUGUUAACUGUUAUAGCUCGCUUGAAAAUGUCGAUUAGCUAAUCAGUGUAUAUAAUCAGCUUACUGAGCUUAGGUUAUAAAAAUACCCUAAUAGUUUUCAAUGGCUAUCAUCAUGAUCGUUUAAAGAUUCUCUUGUCUCGUUAAAUACUUGUUCUGGUCCGUUUAAUACAACAGCUAUUAUAUUGAGUGCAACUGAGUAUACUAUGACUAUGUAUAUAGAAUUGUCGUUUUCCGGAUCUCGAUAGAUUCAGGUGAGUCUCUUGUUCUCAUCUUGGUAAUUUAUUAGGUUGCUUUGUAAAAAAAAAUACUUAAAGAGCGUACCACUCUUAAAAAGAUACUGGGUGCGCAAUGCCCAUAAUGAGUACAAUUAUGUUUCUGAUCAAUUUGUGGCGGUUUCCUGCCCAUUUCUGGUAUUUUGCCCAAAUCAUGAUUACCUUGUAAUUCAAAUUUAGCAAGUAUUCACGCGCAUGAUUGCCCUCACAUUGGUGAGUAAAAGUAAAACUUUUUUUUUUUCAUGUGAGAAUAGAUGUGAACAGAUCAGAUUUGUUCUAUUUAUUUUUGUUCUGGGCCGUGGUGUUUUAAUAGAAUAAGGAUGUCAAAGUGAUUGUUAGCAACGUAAAUCACACGAUACGUGUAUAUCAUUCAGGAAAGCAGUGGAAUGUACUUUUAUGAUAUUGUGAAAAGCGUCCUCUCGUGUCUGAAUUUUGAAAGAUUAUAUUUCAGAUGAUAAAGUAAACCUCUGAAUUAAAUUCUGAAGUGAAAUAUUCAUGUCUUUUUGAAAGAAAAUUACCUGAUGUACCGACUCAGUAACGCAACAUAUUUUAUUUGUUAAAAGCUUCGUUGUCCGGACGUCUACCAAAUAAUAUUUAGAAGAGUAAAGUUUUUGUUUCUUGUAUGUAUGCGAUAUAUGUAUUGUAACUAAGUUUUAAUACUUCUGCUAUGUUUUCAUUUUAAGUAUAUAGAUUAGUUUUGUGUUGUUUGUUUUUAUUUAUUUUUUAUCUGGUACGUGUUUUAAUUGUUUAGACAGAGCCCCUUUGAAAGCCCGCAUAGUACGAAGGAGGCAAAAAUAGUUGUUGUACUUGCUGUCAGUAUCAACUUGGACCAUUUCGCAUUUUUCCGUCUUCAAAAAGUGCUUUGAAUUUUAGCUAUUCUUCUGUAAUAAAGCGAAUGGUAUACAAUUUGAAAA
Strongylocentrotus purpuratus (purple sea urchin) is the source of this 4144-nucleotide messenger RNA. Its product is annotated as stimulated by retinoic acid gene 6 protein-like. Gene Ontology annotation, molecular function: retinol transmembrane transporter activity; signaling receptor activity. The transcript is spliced from 18 exons. Gene Ontology annotation, biological process: vitamin A import into cell. Lineage: Eukaryota; Metazoa; Echinodermata; Echinoidea; Camarodonta; Strongylocentrotidae. Gene Ontology annotation, cellular component: plasma membrane. The coding region runs from base 115 to 1887 and encodes 590 amino acids. The record is from RefSeq and is a predicted model, not a curated record.